AUGCAAGAUACAGAAUAUUUUGACGCUUUGUCAGAAUGUUUGACAUCUGACUUUUACAACCACUUGUUCUCAUAUUUCAUGACAUUAGAUAUUUCUAAGUUCAAUCCAAGACAAAUUCCAUAUACCGAAGAGAGACAAACAUUGUUAGAAGCAAACAAGAGUGUUUAUGAACUGUUCGUAGAUGAAACUGACUUUGUGUCAUUAGAUGAAAGGUCAUUGUACGAUUCAUAUAAACAGUAUUGUCAAGAAUAUGGUUAUAUGGCAGCGUCUAAACGUACAUUCUUGGCAAAUGUCAAAAAUCUUUUAGAUGUUCAGAACGGCGUAUAUACAAAGAAAAAUUUUUCUGAGUAA
This is a messenger RNA of Trichomonas vaginalis G3, 351 nucleotides long. RefSeq names its product Poxvirus D5 protein-like family. Bases 1 to 351 code for a protein of 116 amino acids. NCBI's taxonomy places the organism in Eukaryota, Parabasalia, Trichomonadida, Trichomonadidae. The transcript has a single exon. The record is from RefSeq and is a predicted model, not a curated record.